Molecule: messenger RNA, 546 nt
Organism: Cooperia oncophora
Lineage: Eukaryota; Metazoa; Nematoda; Chromadorea; Rhabditida; Trichostrongylidae
Source: the annotation of a GenBank genome assembly
AUGUUUUCAUGGACUGGGAGACAUGUAAAGUUCGGUCGAAGCAUGUCAGUUAUCAUUUCCGCCGGUGAAAUUUUCCAGGAAAAAUACGAUUUUUCCUGCUACAGCACCAAACGAUGGGGUUCUCCGAUGAAGGAAGAUGCUUGGAGAGAACCCUUAACGAUGAGUGGGUGCAUCUGCAAAAUCCAAACCAGGAAUGUGAUCAGCUCUGACGAUUUUCGCGGUCUAAAAGAUUCUCCAAAGACUACUGUCAGUGGGCGGGCCAGAGGGUCGCAGAAUGGUUCGAACAAAAGAGAUCACAGUCAAAUCAGUGACAGCCAGCUGGAAGAAGACCACCUAUUCCAAGAACGAGCCUAUGAGCGUGAAAAAAUGAGGGACGAAGAAUUACUGUCUUACAAAGAUUGGCAUCGCACGAAUAAAGCAGCCGACUCCGAGAGAAUGCGCCGACAAAGAAAACUAAGCGUGAACAAGAUGAGCAGAAAGCGAUGGAAGCGGCUCGUUGCUUUGCAGAACCGAUUCGACGAAAGGCGCCAUUACCAAAGAAAUUAG